AUGGUGGACAGUGAUAAAAAUUCUUCAACUAAAGCAAAUACACUUGAAUUAUCUAUAUGUAAUAGUUCAUUUAUUAUUUCACUUUAUUCACUCAUUGAUGUACUCAAAUGGACACUUCCAGUUAGUCGUAUACUGCAAUCUACAUCACUUGAUUUGGAAAGUGCAAAUUUUGUUAUUCAAGGAGUUAAAGAAGUGUUAAACGAGAACCGAACCAAUUCACAUAAUGUUUUUAAAGAUAUUUUUAUUGAAUCUUCUAAUAUGGCUAAAAGUUUAGGAUUUGAUAUACAAUUACCACGUAUAUCCAAAACACAGAUGAAUAGAGCCAAUUACCCUACUCAAAAUGCAGAGGAUUAUUAUCGCUGGUCAAUUUAUAUACCAUUAUUAGAAGGUGUUCUUGGGGAUAUGAAUACUCGUUUCUGUCCAGAUGUAAUUGGUGCAUUUAAUUUAAGACUGUUAAUCCCUAAAGUAUUUCGUGGAAAAGACAACAAUACUUUGAGUGUAAAAAUACUUGAAGCAAGUAAAAGAUUUUUUCCUCUGCUAUCAUCGGGAUCAAAUAAUACAGCUGAUUUACACUUACAAGGUGAACUUGAACUUUGGUUUAAGUUUUGGAAUAAAAAUAUUGGUGUGUGGAGUGAAGAUCAAUUUCCAUCAACAGCAAUAGAUGCUUUGGGUAAAUGUGAUCCAAAUAUAUUUCCUACAGUAUAUCAGCUUCUAAGUAUAGUUUGUACGUUACCAAUGAGUGUAGCUACAGCAGAACGAAGUUUCUCUACCUUGAGACGGGUAAAAACCUGGCUACGCUCUAGAAUGCAGGAGGAUCGCCUAACUUCGUUAUGUUUACUAAAUGUUCAUAGGGAAGUUGAAAUAAGCAUUGACCAAAUAAUUGACAGAUUUGGAAAAAGUGACAAUGUAAAAAGGCGUUUAGACUUUGUUAUUUAA
This is a messenger RNA of Macrosiphum euphorbiae (potato aphid), 936 nucleotides long. Lineage: Eukaryota; Metazoa; Arthropoda; Insecta; Hemiptera; Aphididae. The record is from the annotation of a GenBank genome assembly.